AGAAAAGAAAAAUAUAUUUGGUCAAGCUAUUUACUGCGCACGCCGCAUAGAGGAGUUUGAGACUAAACGGAGAGGAUCGACAUGGCAAGAGAUAGUUGCUUGGCUCGGAUCACCGCCGGCGUUGCCGUGGGCGGCGCAGUUGGUGGCGCUGUUGGUGCUGUUUAUGGGACUUAUGAGGCUAUCCGGUAUAAGGUUCCUGGACUGCUAAAAGUCAGGUAUAUUGGACAAACUACAUUGGGUAGUGCAGCUAUUUUUGGUCUUUUCUUGGGUGCUGGAAGCUUGAUACAUUGUGGAAAAUCUUACUGAAUGUUCUUUCGAUAGUACUUUCUGGUUCAUAAGGUUGUAUUUUACGUAACUAUGAGAGAGGACAAGUUUUCUUCUGUUCAUAAUCAAACCAAGUAUUUUCUUUUUCAAUUAAUUUGUUGAGGUCUUACUUUGAAUACUUUGCUAGAGUAUGUUGAAGAUGGAUUUGCAUGAUUCAUAAGAUACUUGGAUGGAAGAUGGGUUUUGUUUGCCCCUUUUUGAAUGUUGGAGCCAGCCAGAGCAAUGAAUUGUGGAGGACCAAGUGGUCAAGGGAUGCAAGUUUUUGUUACUUGUGUAUGUCCCUUCCUAUUUGAGGGUUGUCAUUUAUAUUCAAGCACUAUAAGCUUGGUUUUGUGCAUUUUAUUAAUAAAAUAGAAAUCUUAAUAUCAUGUAA
Tripterygium wilfordii is the source of this 697-nucleotide messenger RNA. RefSeq names its product reactive oxygen species modulator 1-like. Gene Ontology annotation, cellular component: TIM23 mitochondrial import inner membrane translocase complex. The record is from RefSeq and is a predicted model, not a curated record. The transcript has 3 exons. Gene Ontology annotation, biological process: protein import into mitochondrial matrix; protein insertion into mitochondrial inner membrane. NCBI's taxonomy places the organism in Eukaryota, Viridiplantae, Streptophyta, Magnoliopsida, Celastrales, Celastraceae. Bases 82 to 306 code for a protein of 74 amino acids.